CAUUUACCAGAUGACGGUGCUAGCUUCUUCGCGCAGCGCGUUGCGCCAUGCGUUCGCGCGCGCCGGAGCCCCCGUCGCCCGGGGCUCCGGGGCCCUGUCGACAUCGAGUCACGAAAUCUUCCGCGGCGACGACGACCACGACAACCUUCCCAAGGUCAAGCGACGCGACGGCAGCGUCGACGUGAUCGACAACAAGCGCGCGUUCGUCGACUACGAGCGGAACCCGGAGCCCUACCGCGAGCCCCUGGAGCGCGUGCUGGACUGGGGCGAGAUCAACGCGCAGGACGGCCACGACGAGGUCGAGCGGACCGUGCAGGCCGCGCGGUGCAUGGACUGCGGCACGCCCUUCUGCCAGACGCACACGGGCUGCCCCGUGAACAACCUGAUCCCUGAGUUCAACUCCCUCGUCUACCAGGACCAGUGGCGCCAGGCGCUCGACCGGCUGCACCAGACGAACAACUUUCCGGAAUUCACGGGCCGCGUGUGCCCCGCGCCCUGCGAGGGCGCCUGCGUCGCGGGGCUCGUGGACUCGCCCGUGACCAUCAAGAACAUGGAGUACUCCAUCGUCGAGCGGGGCUUCGCGGAGGGCUGGAUCGUGCCGCGCGUGCCCGAGGUGAGGACGGGCUUCUCCGUCGCCGUCGUCGGCAGCGGGCCCGCGGGGCUCGCGGCGGCGGACGUGCUCAACCAGGCGGGCCACAAGGUCACGGUCUACGAGCGCGAGGACCGGCCGGGCGGGCUGCUCAUGUACGGCAUCCCGAACAUGAAGCUCGACAAGGACUCGGUCGCGCGGCGGAUAGAUCUCCUCUCCGAGGAGGGCAUCGAGUUCGUCUGCAACGCGGAGAUUGGGGUGAACGUGGACGUGGACGUGCUCCGCGCGAACAACGACGCCGUCGUGCUCGCGACGGGCGCGACGGUGCCGCGCGACCUGCCCGUGCCGGGCCGCGAGGGCAAGGGCAUCCACUUCGCGAUGGAGUUCCUCACGGCGAACCAGAAGCGGCUGCUCAUGACCAAGGAGGGCACGCUCGAGUCGACCUGGGACCGGGACACCUUCGUCACGGCCGAGGGCCUCGACGUCGUCGUCAUCGGCGGCGGCGACACGGGCACGGACUGCAUCGGCACGUCGAUGCGCCACCGCUGCAAGUCCGUGCUCAACUUCGAGCUCAUGGCCAUGCCGCCGGACGCGCGGAGCCCGGACAACCCCUGGCCCGAGUGGCCCAAGGUCUUCGGCGUCGACUACGGCCACGCGGAGGUCGCCGCCGUCUUCGGGAAGGAUCCCCGCGAGUACGGCGUCAUCACGACGGAGUUCGUGCUGGACGACGACGAGCGCGUCAAGGCCGUGCGCACGUCGGACGCGAAGCUCGGGCCCGGCGGCGUGGAGCUGAUCCCCGGGUCCGAGCGCGAGUGGCCCGCGGACCUCGUCAUCCUGGCGAUGGGUUUCGUGUCGCCCGAGCUCACGGUGCCCCGGCAGCUGGGCCUGGACACGGACCAGCGCGACAACAUCCGCGCCGAGUACGGCGACUACCGGUCGUCGCUGGAGGGCGUCUUCGCCGCCGGCGACUGCCGCCGGGGCCAGUCGCUCGUCGUCUGGGCGAUCAACGAGGGCCGCGGCGCGGCGCUCAAGUGCGACGAGUACCUCAUGACGCGCUCCAACGCCCAGGUGCUGUCGUCCAUGUGAGCGGGGGGUUCACAAGCACGACCCCCGCUCCCAAAAGUCCCCUGUAUAAUCAUCUACUCCGGCGCGUG
Messenger RNA from Aureococcus anophagefferens, 1743 nucleotides. RefSeq lists its product as hypothetical. The transcript is spliced from 2 exons. The record is from RefSeq and is a predicted model, not a curated record. Gene Ontology annotation, molecular function: iron-sulfur cluster binding; oxidoreductase activity, acting on the CH-NH2 group of donors, NAD or NADP as acceptor. Bases 11 to 1675 code for a protein of 554 amino acids. NCBI's taxonomy places the organism in Eukaryota, Pelagophyceae, Pelagomonadales, Pelagomonadaceae.